Messenger RNA from Mugil cephalus (flathead mullet), 2696 nucleotides. It is a transcript of the gene nr2c1, whose product is annotated as nuclear receptor subfamily 2, group C, member 1. Gene Ontology annotation, biological process: anatomical structure development; negative regulation of transcription by RNA polymerase II; cell differentiation. The record is from RefSeq and is a predicted model, not a curated record. Bases 367 to 2199 code for a protein of 610 amino acids. The transcript is spliced from 14 exons. Gene Ontology annotation, molecular function: nuclear receptor activity; RNA polymerase II cis-regulatory region sequence-specific DNA binding; zinc ion binding. NCBI's taxonomy places the organism in Eukaryota, Metazoa, Chordata, Actinopteri, Mugiliformes, Mugilidae.
CGGCGUUUAUUUAUGAAAAAAGGUCACGAACUCUGACCCUCCCACCAACUGCAGCAAACACAUAAAAUAUUAAUUUAUUGAAUGCAAUACGUUAUCUGACCUAACAGCCCCUCGAAAGGUAAGCAAUAUUCAACAAAGUAAACACACGAGAGGUUCAUGCAAGAGCCACGGGUAUCCAGUAAGACAGGAAGGGAGGGAGGGAGCGUUCAGCAGUCUGCGGAGAGGAAGCUGCCAUUAGCCACCAACUAGCAAACAGCUAACGUAGCUUGUUAGCAGCGUCGUCUGGAACUCGGUGCAUAAAAAGUGUGCAUGUCUCAUGCUGCACUGAUGUGAAGGGCAGUGGAAGAAGGUGUGUGCAGUAUCAGAAUGGAUGGACAGACUCAAAGGAUUCAGCUUGUGUCAGCAGACAACAACAUGGCUUUAGGACAUAGGAUCCAGAUCGUAACUGAUCAGCAGACUGGGCAAAAGAUACAGAUCGUCACAGCACUUGAGCCAUCUUCCCCUGGGAAGCAGCAGUUUAUCCUAGCAAAUGCUGAUUAUUCCUCUGGCGGGAAGGUGAUUGUGGCCAAGCAAGAAGGCUCACCCAACAAGGUCAUCCUUGCUGCUCCAGACGGUUCUGGGGUCAACCAGCUGCUGUUUGCUUCCCCUGAACUGGCUGGGCAACAAAUUCAGUUUGUGACCGAAGGCUCAGACCAAUCUAUUGUGAAGCCUGUUGUGGAGUACUGCGUUGUCUGUGGGGAUAAGGCCUCAGGUCGUCAUUACGGAGCUGUCAGCUGUGAGGGCUGUAAGGGCUUCUUCAAACGCAGCAUAAGGAAGAACCUGGUGUACGCGUGCAGGGGCUCCGGAGAAUGUGCCAUUAACAAGUUGCAUCGGAACCGCUGCCAGUACUGUCGACUGCAGCGCUGUAUAGCACUGGGCAUGAAGCAGGACUCUGUUCAGUGUGAAAGGAAACCUGUUGAAAUGGUCACCAGAGAAAAAUCCAUCAACUGUGCAGCCUCCACAGAAAAGAUCUACAUCCGCAAAAACCUGUGUAGCCCUCUGGCUGCCACGCCCACUUUUGUAUCAGACAAGGAAACUGCUCGGUCUACGAGUUUGCUUGAGUCAAGCAUGUUGCUGAACAUCCAACAACCCUUCUCCAAGCUGGAAAACACCAUCCUGAUUCCAGCAUCCCCUGACAAGGACGACCCAUCUCAAGGUGAUCUUGGUACGCUGGCGAAUGUAGUGACAUCGCUUGCCCACCUCAACAAGACCAGGGAGGCAAGCGACAGUGGUAAUGAGAUGAUGGGAGCUGAAACACUUAGCAACGGUGACAGCUCAAUAACAGACAUGCAAGGAGACGAACACACUGCCAGUGAUAUUACUAGAGCUUUUGACACCUUGGCCAAAGUCCUACACCCUGGUGAUGGCUCAGCUGGAGGGUCCUUGGAGGCCACGAUGCAGCUGAUGUCAGGUGACCAGUCAGGUCCUGUUGUGGAGCUGGAGGGACCCCUGCUUUCUGACAGCCAUAUCCCUUUCAAGCUUAUGAUGCCUUUGCCUGUGCCAGAGUACCUCAAUGUCAACUACAUCUGUGAGUCAGCGUCCCGGCUACUUUUUCUCUCUAUGCAUUGGGCACGCUCCAUACCUGCCUUUCAAACUCUUGGUGGCCAAGACAAUGACAUUAACUUGAUGAAAGCAUGCUGGAAUGAACUUUUUGCUCUGGGUCUGGCACAGUGUUCCAACGUUAUGAAUGUUGGUACAAUCUUAAGUGCCAUUAUCAAUCAUCUGCAGACCAGCUUACAGGAAGAUAAACUGUCCCCAGACAGAGUAAAACUAGUAAUGGAGCACAUCUGGAGGAUGCAGGAGUUCUGUAACAGCAUGACCAAGCUGUCUCCGGACUCUUAUGAAUAUGCCUACCUCAAAGCCAUCAUUCUUUUUAGUCCCGAUCACCCAGGCAUAGAUAAUAUCACACAGAUAGAAGGGUUCCAGGAAAAGGCCUACGUGGAGCUGCAGGACUAUGUAACCAGAACCUACCCAGAAGAUUCUUAUCGGUUAUCCAAGCUGUUGCUACGUCUUCCUGCCCUCAGGCUGAUAAGUGCAGCUGUUACCGAGGAGCUGUUUUUCGCUGGGCUCAUUGGAAAUGUGCAGAUUGACAGCAUCAUCCCUUACAUCCUCAAAAUGGAGUCCACUGAUUAUAAUAGCCAAGCAGCAUCUGGUGUCUGACACACUCUGCUGUUUGACAACAUUGGACUGUGAAAACUCGCCAGCUAACCAUUCAGAGUGCUCAGCAGAACAGUUACUGAAUGGUCAUACUGCAUUUAUGACGGCCGCCUAUAUGAAUUCACUCUUACCUUGCUCCCACAUCUGACUCCUCAGCGACUAGUCAUUCGAGUCUUCUUAAGAAGGAUGAAUAAAAUCAACUCCAGUGGCAAGUAAGGCUGCCACUUCAGGAAUCAGGCAUCGAAACCUGCAUAGUAGAUUGUGCUUUUUUUAUUGUACAUAGUAUUUUAUCCUUCAUCGCCUCCAAGCCUUUCCUUUUUCUGCAGAUCUUGUUUGUACUUCAAAGGAAACACAGUGUGUUUUUUCCACUGCUUUCCUACAUGGUCACGCUUUUUUUAUUUUCUAGUAAUGAUGAGAAAAAAAAUAAUUGUCAUAAUGUGAAUUGAUUUGUGAGAUGUUAUCAGUAAGUAAUAAGUAAAGGUUAUAACCUUUGUUUCUUA